This is a messenger RNA of Aedes albopictus (Asian tiger mosquito), 3095 nucleotides long. RefSeq lists its product as uncharacterized. The record is from RefSeq and is a predicted model, not a curated record. The coding region runs from base 776 to 2296 and encodes 506 amino acids. Lineage: Eukaryota; Metazoa; Arthropoda; Insecta; Diptera; Culicidae. The transcript is spliced from 2 exons.
GUCUCGCAUACCGAUAUGUGCUGGCGCUCCGACCGACCCGACGAUGCUCGCCUCGCUCGUCAAGUUCCGUUGCUUUGGUACGUUCCAUUCAUCACCGUCAUUCUGUUGGUCGCCUAUCGUCGAGGCGGACGUCUGCUCUGCUUGAAACAGUUUUUGUUCGAAGCGCCGCGCGAUUCCUGUAGCUAUUGUUUCGGAAAGAGCCCCCCUAAGUUAAAGGGAACUACUAAUCGGAUCGGAACGGUUGAUUGCGUUUGGGAGGAUCCCUAUGGACAGCAGUUAUCGCGUUCGGAGGAAUCGAAUCGUGAAAACGGUUUGUUGAAUGAACGAGUGCUUCUCACGAUUAAUGAAAAGGAUCUAACGGUAAAUUGGCGUUUCCUGUGAGUGGCGACAACGAACGGUACCGCACAGCUGUUUGGUGGUGUGAGAGUGUGUGUGCGAGUGACUAAUAAGAGGGAAGUGCUAUUGUUUUUGCUUCGUUGCGAGCGACGACGUCGAACUAAAUGCGGUGGGAUUAGUUUCGACUAAUGAGACAAAGUGGAGUUCGGUAAGGAGGAUUAAGUGCCGGAAGAGAGUUGUUUAAGUGGAUUACCGCAGGAAGAGAACCAGUGGGUGAAAGUACUAAUUGCGGUAUUUGUGGUCCUGCGGAGAAGGAAGGGCUUUUACCGCAUCAGUGAUAGUGGUGAGCUGCUGUAGUAGUGGGAGGUGUUGGAUCAGCUAUAGCCAACGUGGGAGUUGGGAGCACGCUUCGGAUGAUCCCGGUUGUCGGAACCACAAAAUGACAAUGUCGCAGCUUUUGAAGCAGACGAAGAAGUGUUGCGUGAAGAUAAUCAGAAAAUUCUCCUUCCACCCGAAUGGGUCGCCCUCGCCAACGUCCGCUGUCGGCAACACCAGAGCGGGCACCGGCGGUCUGGGUGGUGGUGCCACCGCCAUGACCGGCCGUUCCAUCUCCCUGAACAACCGGGCCACGGCCAAGUACGUACUGCACAAGAACUGCACGCCCACGCGGUGCAAGGUGCAACCGACCACGCCGGAGCACAGCAGCAGCAGUUGGCUGUCCCCGGAGGAAUCGCCGGCCGUGCGGCGCCGGUUGGACUUCGACCCGAAGCCGGACGUUCCGGAAAUUCCGGCCACGCAGAACAACUACCGGGUGAGUCGCGACGGCAAGAACGCCCAGAUGCAGAAAAAACGCACCAACAUCAGCAACAACAAGAACGUGAAUCUGCGGAAGUGCUUCCGGAUGCGGAAGGGGUUCAAGGAGGAACUGGUGGACGAGGAGGAGGUGAACAACAGCAGUAGCGCGGGUGUGGGUAAGUUGGACAAGAUUAGCAAAACGUUGUACCACGUGGCCGGGGGAGAUAGGAGAGACGGCGAGGGAUACGGCGAGAGCAAAAUCCAUGUGAAUAAUCUGGCGUCGCAAGCGAGCGAGAAAAGCAAAAUUAGCAAACCUUUGUUUCUGAGUGGGAAGCAUAAAAAGUACAAUCAAAUUGAGACGCAAUUCGGGAUGGAAGAUGGGGUGGAUUACGAUGAUGAUACCGACGAAGAUGAGAUCGUAGCAUGUGAAGUGGAUGCCAUCCGAGGGGCCGGUUCUUAUGAUGGAGGAAGGCUACAGUUUGAGCUGUUCCAACCGCUUCCGGAGAUUGCCGAACGGUCUCCGCCUUCAAAUAGGCGUGGGGUUGGAAACUGUGAGGAAAUUGUAUUCGAAAAGGUAAAAUUCGACCGGAACAAGCGAUACCUUCGAAAUGCAACCAGCUCUCCGUCCACGGCUAGUAACCGAUCGCAAAACGGAUCCGCCCUAGCCCAAUCCGCCGAUAGCAUCCUAUCCAUAAGCUUCGAUUGCAAACAGGACCACCCACUGUCCCAGUUUGCGGAAGCGACCAGCAAGAGCGAUGACUUCGUGGAUCCCUGGCGCAACUACAACCUCAACAGCCGGUGGAACAAAGUGACCAAAAAUCCCUGGGAACUCGAAGCCAGCAAGGCCAGCGAAUCCCCACUCGCUUCCCCGCAACAUCGAUCUUCCUGGAACCCGUUCGUAGACAGCUCGCCGGCAUCCGACUCUCCGGUCCACCCUGCGGCAUCAUCCAAGCAAACAUAUCCGCCCCCGUACCAGGUGCGCACCGACAUCUGGCAAAAUCUGAACAACAAAAGCUACGAAAUCGACUCGGACGUGAUCUGGCGGACGUCGAACUCUUCGCGACGCACUUCGGCCAGCACCGUCGAGACGUGGAUCGAGGACGAGGUGUUCGACAACUCGUUCAACGAGGAACUGGAACGGCGCUGUGCCACCCUGAAGAUCUAGGAAGGCGGCGGUGCAAUACAGAACAGCUGCAACACUUGUGUGUCUUUUUCGUUGGUUCGAAAAAUUACAGCAGAAGUAGGCGCUGACUCGGAACGCGAGAGGAAAAUCUAGUUCUUAAUAUAUAAUGACAGUGAAAAUCAAGCAUGUGAUAUUAACUAAUUUAUACAAAAGGCGAAAGCAGAAAGCAAACAAUUCUAAGUCUAGUUUUUACGUUUUUUUUAUUCUUAGUUUUUAACUUAAUCAUGCAAGGAAUUGACAGUGCUUUGUGUUUGCCGUUUUGCUUUGUGAUUUUAUUUUCUGUUGAUUGAACUAAUGAUCUCAUUUAGACAUUGUGACUGUGUGUACUCGAUAGGAGAUAAUUUUAUAAACUAACAGAGAUAUGCUUUAAUAUAAUUACAUACACUGAUUGAAAACCUAGCCUAUCUUCUCUCAUCAUUGUUUUACCUCAGACACGGCGUACCUUGAAAAGAAAAAAAAUCGAUAAUAAUUCCUAAAAAAAACAACACACGAGUGGUCUUGGGAUUGUGCGAGCUUCUAACGGUGGGAAAAAAUUAACACAAAUACAUAAACACACUAAUCAAUCAAUUUUUCUAUUCCCUUAAUUUGAUAAUGGCCCCCCUCCUAUAAAGAGAAAGAGGGGGGAAAAUCCGCUAAUUAGCGCGCCGCCGGUAGGUGCCUAGAGAGUCCAUCCCGUAGAGAAAAUUAUGCCGCCACUCAGAUGGUAGGACGAUGUAAAGGUGCAAGAUAGCAAAUCAUUUGGUUAAUAAAGCAAAAAAUGUGCAAAGUGGAAUUUACGCGA